GUUGUUUGAGUGUUUGAGGUUAAAACUCUAAUUUAAAUCCUGUAAUGAUGGAAAAGGAGGACGUCCUGGGAAAGUUCCUCCUAAUUCUGCUCAUUUGUUUUGGUUUGAUGAUUGUGAAACAUGUUUUUUUUUUUGGAAACAGCUGCGUUGAUUGCUCUGUAAGGAGCACUUGAGUGUGUUUGUCACAUUAUACCGCUCUCCAGUGGACAGAGGGAGUAGUGCAUCUGAUAUCUUGGUAUUUAUAAAUGUAAGGGAGAUGUUUUUAUUAUCAGUGAAGGACGGUUUGUGAUUAACUUACAGUUAUUGACUGUUCUGACAGCUGAGGAAACAUCUGUGUCGUUCAGAUGAAUAUCAGAAUAUUCAUAGUUAUUUAUCAGAUUUACCUCCCAGAACAUCAGUCUGCUCUGUUUAGAUUAGUCAUUACAGGUGUAAUGUUGAUGAGAGUGUAGCUGUGCAGUGCAGUGAGGAUGGGAAACGGUGACGUAAUGUGAAUACAUGUGAGAGUGCAGCACUCAUAAUAGCUUACUGUGCAGCUUUACAUUCCACAGUGGGAUAAACCCUGAUGGGAAUGUUGAUCUUCAAGCUCUUGUAUAUAUAGUUAGAUCCAGAGUCAGAGAAAAGGCUCAGUCAGUACAAAACUAAACAUGGUAACAGAGAGAAACUGUGACCUCAGGCAGGGAAAAAUCUGAAAUAAAUCUGAUGAGGUUUGUUCUGAUAUUUACAAUUUAUUCCAUUUUGAAAAGUUCCUCGUUUCAUUUAUCUUACUGUGCUGGAGUUAGUUUGUGUGCAGCACUUUAUUCUAUAAAAAUGAAGGUUUAUUAUUAGAAAAAUCAUGGUGGAGAGUGAAGUGAAGGAGAGUGAGCGAUCACACCUGAGAGAUUAAAGCUUUACAAGCCUGAGUCUGUUCACUUACAUGAAUCAUGAGGCUGAAAACGUGGCCUUCAGGUCACCAGACUGUGGAUUGAGAAAUGACGUGUGCUGCGUUUCUGCCAAUCAGCAUUAAUGAAAUCCUUUUCUGAACGUGCAAGUGAAGGCUUUUUCAUAACACGGACAAGAAGUUUGAACUAACGCAGGUUUAUUUCUCUCCCUCUGUUUGACAUAUUCGACAAACUGAGCGGCUUUGGCUCAGGAUGGCGAGCUGGUGGACGGCCGCAGACGUGCUGGACAGUCUGGACCUGGAGGAGGACUCGAUAGUGUCUCGGGUCAUUCAGGCGGUCGGACUGUUUGGAGAUAUUCUGUCGUUAGAGGACACGAUGCAGCCGAUGAUUCCUGAGGGAGGAGGGACUGAGGAGGAGAGGGUGAACGAUGUUCCAGGAGGAAAUGAUGAAGGAAAAAUGACGAUGGAGGAGAAGAUGGGACAAGAUCAGGAGGUUGAGGACUGGAGAGAAGAAAGUGAGAGCAAAGAGGAAGAGGAGGAGAAAGGAGGAGAAAAAGUGGAAGAAGAAGGAGGUGAUAACGGAAUAACUGCAAAGGAAGAGUUGGUGGAAGAAGAGAAAGAUGAGGGGUGUGUAGAGAAAGAAACAGGGAUUGAAGAAGAGGAGAAAGAAAAAAGCGAAGGUGAAGUAGAUGAAAAGGAAGACGACAAGGCAGAAAUGAUGGAGAAAGAGAAGGAGGUAGAGGGUGAAAAAGAUGAGGAAAACUUGGAGAAGGAAGAUGAGGAGGAAGAAGAGGAAGAAAAGACUCAGGAGAAGAAAGAAGGGAGGAGGACAAGACUGAGGACGAAGAGAGGGAGGCAAGAGAGUGACAGGGAUGAAGAGAAGGGGUUAAAAGAGGACAAUGAUGGACAGACAGCAGAGGUGGAGAAACAAGAAGAACAGGGGCAACCAGAGGAGGAAGAAGAAAAGGAGGUGAUGACGGAGAAGAAGGAGAGAAGCAGUGACAGAGCAGAGAAAGAAAAUAAGGAUGAAGAAGAGGAGGUAGAAGAUGGAGAGAAAGAAAUAAAGACUGAGGAGGAGGAAGAGGAAAAGGAGGAAAGGGGGGAUGAGAAAGAGAUGGAAGAGGAGUUUGAAGAAAGAGAGGAACAGAAGCAGGCAGAGGGAAAAGAAGAAGGAGAGGUUAUGAUCGGAAGGAAGGAAGAGUGACCGAGCAGAGAAAGAAAAGGAGGAGGAAGAGACAGAUGAAGGAGAGGAAAGAGAAGACGAGGAGGUGACGGAGGAGAAGGAGACAGAAACAGAGAUGAAAGGAUGUGAAGAAGAGAUGGAGGGAACAGAGAAAAAAGAAGAAAAGGAGGCUGAGAAACAACAAAAUGACGAUGGAGAAGAAGAAAAGAUGGAGGCUGUGGGAGGCCGAGAAGAAACUGCAGAGGAAGAUGAGAAAGAGCAGGAUUCUCAGAGACCUCCUCCUCCACCUCCUCCACCAGAGCCAGAGUCUGCUGACGGAGACACAGUCCUCACAGACGGAGAGAAAGGCUCAGCCGCUGCCAAGGACCUCGGCGGGGACAUUUAUCCCACAUCGCCGAGCAACGACAAAGAGUGUGAGGAGGCAUUUCUGAGCGGCAGCUCGGACGCUUCAACUCAAACUGCUGCUCCACAGUCAGACUCAGAUCUCCCUGCAGUCAGCGCCGCUCUGCAUCUGACAGAUCCAGGAUCAGCUGCUGAAGACGACUCCAGAGACGCUACACCUGAGCCACAGACAGGUCGACUGACAUCAGGGCGCAGGCUGGAGAAAAAAGUGACACUGAUGGAUGCAGCUGCUGAGGCCGGGCGAGGAAACAAAGAGCUCGGUCUGACCCGAGACCCCGCGAUGGAGGCAAAGGAGGACAAAGGAGGCAAAGAGGAAGGAGGUCAAAACUCUCUCCAAGAUGAACGGAGAGGCGGGCGAGAAGAAGAGCAGCAGCCGUCAGUCAAAGUACAAAACUGUAUCGUACAGGAAGAUCCGGAAAGGAAACACCAAACAGAGGAUUGAUGAGUUUGAGGCCAUGAUUAACUCGUGAUCAGGCCCUAGAUUGACCAAUCACACUUUAACCAUUUUUUAAUCUUGUGUAUGAAAGUAAUAAAUGAAUAAAGUUUGUUGUUUAUUUAUAUAGCACCAAUUAAUAAUGAGGUUAAUGUUAAAGUGGCCUAGUAGUUGGACUCACCUUUCACUGCUGUCUGCUUUUUCUUUUGGUAUUUUCUUCUACAGUCAUUCAAGCCAAACCUGCUCCAUCAUAUGUGGGUUUUACUGUUUAUCCAUGUAGAAAAAUAAACCUUAAAAUAAUCAUUUAUCUUUUACAAAAUAAAAUAAACACCGUUAACAACACAGUUUUUUGUAGAAACUCAUAUGACUGAUGUAUGUGUAACUGACAGUCUGGUAAUCACCUUUGUGUUAUAUUUAUGAAUGAAUUUAAUGAGAUUAAAUCAGCUUGCAAAAGG
Molecule: messenger RNA, 3350 nt
Organism: Lates calcarifer (barramundi perch)
Lineage: Eukaryota; Metazoa; Chordata; Actinopteri; Centropomidae
Product: cilia- and flagella-associated protein 251
Exons: 2
Coding region: 1131-2081 (316 amino acids)
Source: RefSeq, a predicted model, not a curated record